GAAUGGACUUUGGCGUACAUAACGUCAAAUAUAUUUUGUUUAGUUUAAUAUAACUAAUAAUUUAUAUGAUAUUAUGAUAAAAUAAAGUACUGUUUGCUGUAUAUAUGGUUAUAGUGAGCACUGGUGCAUACGUGAUGGUUACCGAUACCGUGUCUCAAAUGUUUGAAUUAUUGGAUCACCGCUUGUCUACACUUGUCAUGUGUUUGGUGGCCAAUGACGGCAUUGCGAAACUCUAUUCAACCAAUCGUUACUAAUAAUAUCACAAUUGGUUACAAGUAUGAAGUGGUGCCGCUAAUCACCAUAUGGUUUGAUUAAAAAAUUGCUGAAUUUCCGGUUGACUUAUCAAUGCCCGGCACGAGUGCGCCGGAAAAACGAAAAAGAGGUCGACCAAGACGUACACCCGUUGACAUUGAAGACAAACCUAAGAGACGAAGAGGUCGGCCAUCAUUGCCACCCAUCAAGAAGGAGAUCCGCAAACGGGUCAGAGAGACAAAGGCUUCGGCAAAGUAUAGGCUAAAGACUAAAGAAAAACUACAAGAAAUUAUUGACAAUGAAAGACAAUUAGAAGAGUUUGUGAGGGAUAAACAAAAUCAUAUCAAUUAUUUAAAAGAAAACAUUAAAAAAUGGGUUCAAUUUUAUCAUAAUAAUACACAUUUCAUCAAUGAUUACAAUAGGUUUUAUUAUAUCUUAAGUCUAUUAAAUGAAUAAAAC
This is a messenger RNA of Oppia nitens, 711 nucleotides long. RefSeq lists its product as uncharacterized. The transcript has 2 exons. Bases 346 to 708 code for a protein of 120 amino acids. NCBI's taxonomy places the organism in Eukaryota, Metazoa, Arthropoda, Arachnida, Sarcoptiformes, Oppiidae. The record is from RefSeq and is a predicted model, not a curated record.